AUGAAAACUGAUCUGAAUUUACUCCUUGAAUGUCUUAAGUAUCAAAUGGACCACCCAGCUUCUCAGAAAGAAGCCUUGGUUACUAUUUAUACAGUUUGUCAACAAAACAGUGCUGCCUGUGAUUAUUUUAGAGAAAUAGGUGGUUUGAUGUUUGUGCGUAAUCUUGCGAAGUCACAAGUGCAGAGUUUGGUUAAGGAAGCUGCUUUAUUUACAUUAGGAGGUUUAGCUGAGAAUAGUGUGUUCUGCCAGCAGACGUUAUGCACAGCUGAAUUAUUUGAGGAUCUUCAUAUGUUUUUAACUAAUAAGGAUUCUAGUAUGAAUUUGAAAAGAAUGUCUGUAUAUGUCUUACUAGUGCUGGUUUCAAAUAACAAGAGUGGACAAACAUAUGUGAGAGAAUCUGGAUGCCUUGAUAUUCUCCUACAAUUAUUUAGAGCAAUUCCUUCAGAAUCUCACAUGAACCUUCUGGAUCAUAAAAUUGAUCAGUAUCAUCUGUGGUCUUCAGUUUGUAGUAAUCUUUGUGCAUGUGUCAACAAUCCUCAGAAUGAGGAAAAUCAGAAAGCUUGUAGUCUGGUUUUUCCACAUGCAAAAGACUGGUUACAAAGUUGUAUGGAGCCUGAAAUAGUUCGUCCAAUAUGUUCAUUCAUUGGGCUCACUGUCGCAAAUAAUUCAAGAAUGCAGAAUUUUUUUAUUUCUAUUGGUGGAUUAGCUGUUUUGGAUGAGCUUCUUGCCAAACUGAUACAUGGUUCAUUUGGGAACAGUAGAAAUGUAAAACUUGCUGUAGUGGUGACAAAAACUUUGGAUGCCUGUAUUGCUGAUAACUCUGCCAUUGGCAUUCAUUUACCGAGGUAUAACUUUGUGCCUAACCUACUGAAACUGCUUUCUUACAACAUUUUGGAUUCAGGAGAACAAUUCAGCAUUAUACUUACUCUUGGACAUUGUACAGAAGUCUGUGAGGAAAAUCAAUAUAUUCUGGUUAAGAACAAUGGCCUUCCACUUAUGAUUCAAGCACUAACUGAAACGCAGGAUGAAGAACUAAAUAAAGCUGCUACCUUUGUGUUGCAAAACUGCAAACAGAUCACUGAAAAAUUGUCGGUGAAGACAAGUCAGCGUUCAUUCCUAGUGGAUGAAAGAAGUAAAUUGGAAGUAGAUUUGCAGAACAAGGAAAGGAUUCUUGAAGAUUACUGGAAUGAAGCAAAAGAAAUUUUAUAUAGAAUCAAAGGCCUUGAAAAUGAGCAUGAAGAGGAAAAUGUCAGAAGAGAAGUAUUAAUUGAUGAUGAUAUCCCUCAAAAAAAGCUUCUGCAGGCUAUGACGAAACAUCUUCAAACAAAUUCCAGCAAGCAGCCUUCUGAUAAUGGCAAAAUAUAUUCAGAAGUGAAGAGCCCACUACAAAAUUUUAUUACUAAUGUGCAGAAUAGUUCUAAAUUUGAAAAUAGUUCUUCCAGCAUAGAACAAUUGAAGUCUGCCAACAGGAAUUCAACUGACGCUUUACUCACUCAAAAUGAUCCUAAUAAUCUUCUUCAUGCAACUGAAAAAAUGACAACAUCCAGCACAAAUGAAGUCUACAUUACAAAUAAAAACAGUUUUCAUGAUUUUAGAAAAGGUGAUGCUCAAGCAAGUGAAUUCUUUUUUAAGAGACCAGAUUUUGUAGUAAAAAGCCCAACCCAAAAGAUUCAAAGUACAGAGCUACAAUAUCCAAGCAGCCCAAGCAGAAGGGUGUGCCGUGUUCUGACUGUUCCUGCUAAAAUAAGAGAACUCAGGUGUUCAGGUUGUAGAAUAGGAGGACUUUCCUUAAACAGCCGAAAUUUUAGCAAGACUCUGCAGUCUUGUCAACAUUUAUGUGAACAACACAAAAUUAUUCUAGAAUAUGAGAUGCAAUAUAAAAGGAAGUUGAAAAGAUCUAUUAUCUCUAACAAGAAUACUCCUACAUAUAAUGAUGGUAACCACGAUGUCCAGAGAUUCUUUUGCAAGAGAAGCUCAACAGCCGGGAAAGAGUUAGCAAAUCUUAAAUGGGAUGCAUAUUCAAAGAACCAAACAAUGGAACAGAAUUAUAGUCUUCAAGACGAGGACCUGAGUGAAAACCAUCCAUCUGAAGAUGAGAAUACUGAAACUCAUCUAUCAGAUAGGUCUGCAACAACCUGGAAAAAAAGGAGACGGAGAAUCAGGAAAGAUUUUACAUCAGAAGAAAUAAAAUAUAUUUUGGAAGGUGUAAGGAAAAUGGGGCAUCAUUGGAAUUCAAUUUUAUGGGCCUACCCAUUUCAGAAAGGACGGACAAAUGUCGAUCUUGCUAAGAAAUACCGCAAGUUACAGAAUGACUACGGAGCAGCUAUUACCACGACGGCUAAAGUUUAUUAUGCUUUAAACAUGCGCUCGCUCUCUGCUUUUGUGCCCCUGCAAACUAUUUGGGCGCUUCACGCCACUGCUCUUGGCUCAGCGCGGAAUUCAGCCCUGCAUCUCGCGCUGUUACAAAACGGCGCGGCCCCGCAAGCCCUGCAUCCUCCUCGAGGUGUGAUGAGAAAGGGGCGGGGCCAAGCCGAGCUAUUCAUCUUCACUCCUGUAUUGUGCGGGAAACAUUCGGGCGUAGCCAACGAACCUGCAGUGCCCCAUGCCGGCGCUAGGGGUCCCUAA
Molecule: messenger RNA, 2625 nt
Organism: Candoia aspera
Lineage: Eukaryota; Metazoa; Chordata; Lepidosauria; Squamata; Candoiidae
Gene: TERB1
Product: telomere repeat binding bouquet formation protein 1
Exons: 17
Coding region: 1-2625 (874 amino acids)
Biological process (GO): meiotic attachment of telomere to nuclear envelope; homologous chromosome pairing at meiosis
Source: RefSeq, a predicted model, not a curated record